Messenger RNA from Lentinula edodes (shiitake mushroom), 1020 nucleotides. RefSeq names its product NAD-P-binding protein. The record is from RefSeq and is a predicted model, not a curated record. Lineage: Eukaryota; Fungi; Basidiomycota; Agaricomycetes; Agaricales; Omphalotaceae. Bases 1 to 1020 code for a protein of 339 amino acids. The transcript has 4 exons.
AUGUCUACGAAGAAACUAGUACUGAUUAUCGGUGCUACCGGUAUUCAAGGAAGGCCAUGCGUGUCUGCUAUGUUAGCACGACAAGAUGAUGGAACACCCUCUCCUUACUCUGUGAGAGUGCUUACACGAGAUCCAACGAGCGAACAAGCGAAGGGUCUUGCCUCUUUGGGCGCAGAGUUAUUCCAAGGCAGCUUCGAAGACUUAGAAACCGUCGCCGCCGCAUUGGAAGGGUGUUACGGAGUCUUUGUGAACACGGACACGUUCUCUGUGGGCCAACAGAAGGAGAUCUACCUUGCUAUCAAGAUGUUCGAACAAGCACACCGCGUCCCUCAGAUGAGGCACUUCAUCUGGAGUGGUCUGGAUUACGGUAGCAAGUUUGGCAGAUUCGAUCCAAAAUAUUGUACCGUACAUCUAGAUGGGAAAGGUAUUGUUAGUGAUUUCUUGAGGUCGCAGGAUUCGAGCCCCAGCGGAGAAUCCUUGACUUGGUCCAUUAUAACGACUGGACCAUACAUUGAAAAUCUUGGGGGUGUGCUCCUUGGUCCCCUCGCAGAGCGCGAGAAAGGCGCAGUAGUGUUCGCUCUUCCUGUCGGAGAUGGGCAUGUCCCCUCCAUUAGUGUAGAAGACAUCGGCUGGUGGGUACGUUACACCUUCGACCACCGUUCUGAAACUUCCGGUCAAGAACUCAAAAUCGCGACGGAGAUGAUGACCAUGGACCAACUCGUCGAAACAUUUACGAGGGUGACAGGAAUUCCUGCGAUUCGCAAACGAAUGUCGGUUGAGGAAUAUCUUGGUAGGUACCCUCACACGAAUCAUUCCAUUAUAAAAGGAGAGAAAGGCCCUACUAUAAGGGAAACGUUUGCUGGGAUGUUCAGGGUAUGGGGAGAUGAUCUUUUGACGAGAGACAUGGACUGGAUCCGUCGUGUUCAUCCCACUGGUUAUACAUUGGAGAGCUGGAUUAGGGAGAAAGGCUAUGAUGGCACUCUUUCUCCUGACCUUAGGUUCUUCAAGAGUAAAAAGUAA